GGUGAGUAAAAUGACGCAUGCGUACUCCUCUGUCCACUGCUACUACCGCGGAAAAGGUAAACAAAACCAAUGUGAGGUAAUAUGGCGGAUGAACCAGCGCUUCCGAGUCUUUAUCCCCCUGCUAAAAAGGUCAAGUCCGAAGUAUGGAAAUAUUUCGGAUAUCGGAAAAAUGCACAAGGAUCGAUAGUCGAGGACGGGUUUCCUAUUUGUAAAGAAUGUGGCAAGGAAGUAGCUGCGAAACGUGGAAACACCUCCAACAUGUUUACCCAUUUGCGCCACAAUCACUUACUGCAAUUUAGCGAAUUACUGAAACCGCUAUUAAACAGGGAAAAAGCAGCUCGGCACAGAGCAAGAAUAAACGCAAAUCCCAUCUCCAGAGCCAGAUACCUUGCAAGAAGAAGAGAGAGUUAUGAACAAAGAAAGCGAGAGGGAAAGAUAAAACAUUCACCAAUAGCAAAACUUUCUAUGACAAGACAGCAAGAAAUGAGGCAGAACUGGAGACGAUACAAGAAAGUUCAAAGGGAGAAGAUUCGAACUAUAACAUCACAGUCCUGUGGCCAUAUUGAGGUGAACUCUCAAUGUCAGCAGGAAUCUGUUAUAAACUCAGCCAGCAGUGAGACGGACUGCAGCUCUGCGACACACGAGAGUCCUGUGAGCAGCUGGAUGAAACAAGAACCAAAAAAUGAAAUAAUCGAGUGGGAAAACAUGAACUUUGAAGUCCACACUGAUGCUGAACAGGACAUCACAUUGAGCAAUGCCAUCUCCACGACGACUCCGGUGGAGAGUUUACUCACCAGUGAGAUGCUGACCAUGACCAAACAGCAAUGUUUGCUGGAAUGCAAUAAGGUGAAAAUUGAGGCCCUAGAGAAACAGGUGCAGGAUCUGCAGGAAGAUCGCAUGUUCCUCCGUACACAGAUUGAAAACCUCACCAGCGUUCUUUCUGCUUACGUCCGUGACGGUGUGAAUAAAAAUCAAGAAACGUGAAGGGACAAGAAAGAACUUAUUCGCUGGUUUCUAUCUAAAACAAAGUGUGACUAUGUGCUGUCUGCUUCAAAGAGAACAUGAAUAGACCUUUUUUGGCAAAGUCUGACUAAAACUCACAGAACAACUUUUUAUGGAUGAGUCCCUCAUUCCCAGGUUAAUGAGAAGGUUAUAUCAUAAAGAACCUUAUUUGGGACAACUUUCCUGUUUGUUGGCCUCUGAUGUCCUCACUGUUACCUAUAUGGCAAAAUCAAGAACACCAUCCCAUCAACACUGACCCCAUCACAAAUCUGCACCAUAGCUAUAGAGACUGUGAGGAAAUAUUGAUCAGCCUUCACUAUUGAAGCAGAUUUUGUCUUCUGGUGAAAUGCUACUGUACAGUACUGCUAUCAAAGUAAGAACAUUGUCAAUAGAGAGACAUUAGAGGAUGCUGUGGUACCUCUGCUGAUUGAAUAGGGCUGUUGUGUGACUUUCAGACCCUGAAAGAAAUAUUUUUCACAUUACAGUGUUAUGUAGUGCGCUUGUUUUUAUGAUGUUCUGUUUAUCUUUGCUCUUACUGUUUUUGCCAUAUCAUUUUCUGUGCAUUCAGUUGCAGUGAUUUAUGUGUAAAACUAGAUGUAUGACACCAUUUACGCCACUGAUAAUGAAAUACUAAAAAAAGUAAAUGUUGGGUGUUUUAACUUUUUGGGCACAAUUGCUUUUUUCUUUGUUUUCUGGUGAAUUGCUUUUAAGCCUAUAUUUUUACACACGUUACAAAUGUGCCAUAGAGACCUGUAUUGGCAUAAGGCAUUUAUAUAUUAUACAAAUAUCAUAAAUAAGUAGAGAGAAAAGGCAAGGAAGGUUAAGGAUAAAAUAUAAAAAUAAGGUUACUGGUUAUGUAAAAAAAUAAAUGAAUGCAAAGAAUAGCUAGAUAUUAGCUCACUCACCUCCUUUCAUGUUGCAUAUAACUUAAAGAAAUAAAGCUUUAAUUUAGGUUGUGCUUAUUUCAAAUAACUAUGUGGUUAUUAAACAUCUAAUUUGUAAACAAAAUAGCUACAAUAAAUAUGCUGCCAUACAGUAUGUCUAUCUAUGUAACUGGCUAUAAAAGACAUUAAACUCUA
Paramisgurnus dabryanus is the source of this 2081-nucleotide messenger RNA. RefSeq lists its product as uncharacterized. Gene Ontology annotation, molecular function: DNA binding. The record is from RefSeq and is a predicted model, not a curated record. NCBI's taxonomy places the organism in Eukaryota, Metazoa, Chordata, Actinopteri, Cypriniformes, Cobitidae.